Eupeodes corollae is the source of this 888-nucleotide messenger RNA. RefSeq names its product protein TEX261. Lineage: Eukaryota; Metazoa; Arthropoda; Insecta; Diptera; Syrphidae. The record is from RefSeq and is a predicted model, not a curated record. The coding region runs from base 110 to 706 and encodes 198 amino acids. Gene Ontology annotation, molecular function: COPII receptor activity. Gene Ontology annotation, biological process: endoplasmic reticulum to Golgi vesicle-mediated transport. The transcript is spliced from 4 exons. Gene Ontology annotation, cellular component: COPII-coated ER to Golgi transport vesicle; Golgi membrane; endoplasmic reticulum membrane.
AUGAAUGACAUUUGACAGAAGAAAAAGAAAUGUCUCUACCUCCACGUCUCAAACAAUAAUAAAAUAAGUUAUAAUGUUUACUAGAAAUUAAAUAAAAGAAAACAAAACAAUGGGACUUUUAUUUUUCCUCAGCUAUGUGUCUUUUGUUUUACAAAUAUGUUUUGUAACAGUGGCAAUAGCUGCGGGGCUGUAUUAUCUAGCUGAACUAGUCGAAGAGUAUUCAGUGGUUGCUAAGAAGAUUAUAUCGGGCAUGAUUGCCGCAACUAGUCUUUUAUAUAUAUCGUUUAUAUUUUUCGAAAACCUUCCGUGGACAAUGUUAUUAUGCGGUCUUGGCGCCCAGCUAUUCCAUUUCUGUAUAAUGAAAAACUUCCCAUGUAUAAACUUUCUAUCGAUGUCAUUCUGCGGGGCUAUAAUAUUUUUGAUAAUUAACCACUUUUUAGCCUUUCAAUAUUUCACAACAAAUUUUUAUCCAUUCUCAGAGGUGUUAGCUUACUUUAUUCUUUGCCUAUGGUUGGUACCAUUCGCUUUAUUCGUCUCUCUUAGUGCUAAUGAUAACGUUUUGCCAACAGUUAAUUCUCACAUUUUGCAUAAUGAUAAUCCUGAUGUUGUUUCUAAUUACUUUGCGAGGAGGCAGAAAAAACAGGGUCUACUCUCACUGUUUUCAUCAGCGAAAGAACUUAUAGUAGGAGGACAAAAGAAGAAAUGAUAAUUAACUUUUGAAUAAGAUUGUAAUUUAAUAUCCCAAACGAACAAACCCAAGAACGGGACUUCGCUGAACUCAAUUACAGAUGUAUAGAGGAGAUACGCAACAAUAAAACACGUUGCCUUUAUUUAUGACAUAUUUUGUCAGUGAUUUAAAAUAAAAUAAAAACAAAAAUAAAAUCAAGA